AUGAUUUGGGUUCAUUAUCCUGGUCUUAGUUUAGAAUAUUGGGAUGAGAAAACUCUUUUUACCAUUAGUAGAGCUCUUGGUAAUCCAGUUAAAGUAGAUACUGCUACACUUAAUUAUGACAGUGGGUAUUAUGCAAGAGUGCUAGUUGAAAUCAAUUUAGCAAAAUCAAUUCCAAAUAAACUUUGGAUUAAAACCAAAUUUGGAGGAUUUAUACAAAAGAUAUUACUCACAAAUCUUCCGAAAUUCUGUCCUAAUUGCAAGAUUGUUGGGCAUACUCAGAAUGAAUGUAAAUCUCAGAAGAAGUCAACUACUGAUUCACCAGUGAAAAAAGUUGAAGUUAAUUCAGGAAAAAUUCAUGAAAGCAGUCCUAAAGCAGUUAUGGAGAAAUUUGAUAUAUGUGAAACACCAGUUAUUCAUAUCCACAUUCCAACAUCUAAAGGCCAAAAAUCUAUACCUCUUACCCCUGAGAAAAUACUUCAACUGGUUGAAGACAAUACUUUAGAGAGCAGUGUCAUUAAAUACAUCAAUGGUACUACUGGAACAGUUUCAGAAGAGAGAGUCCUUGUUACUUCAUGGUCCAAAAUAAUUCAAAAACCAGCAUCAACUGUUGCUGCAAGUACUUCUACUUCUGAAACUCUAAAACUUAAAGCUGAUCCAAAGUUUAAUCCUUCUUUAGUUUUUAUAGCAGAACAAAAAAUAGCUUGUACUGCUUCUUUUUGCAAUAAAUUGAAUCUGCCAGGAUUGAAUAAUAUGGUGAUUCAUAAUUCAGUCUCAAAUAAAAAGGGAAACAUUUGGUUAUUUUGGAAUAAAAAUUUACCUGUUCCAACAGUCAUUUCUAUGUCAAGUCAAAUGAUAACAUUUAGCAUUAGGGGAGUUCUUGUUUCUGGAGUUCAUGCACAUGUUGGAGUUAUGCAAAGAAGAUUCUUAUGGUCAGAAAUGGAAUUAGUCAGUAAUCUGAAUCAACCUUGGUUAGCAAUUGGAGACUUUAAUGCUGUUACUUCUUGUGAAAAAACAAUUGGAGGCAGAGCAGCUAAUAGAAAAGCAAUUCUAGAUUUUACAACUUGUCUGGAUAAAUGUGGUCUAAUGCAAUCUCCUAAGUCAGGUGUACAACACUCAUGGUCCAAUUUCCAUCAUGGAGAUAGAAUAAUAUUAUGUAAUUUAGAUAGAGUUGUUUUCAAUCAAUUAUGGCUUCAACAUUAUGAAGACUGGGGUUACAAAGUGGGACUAAGAAUAUCUUCUGAUCAUGCUCCUCUUCUUGGUGGAAAUGUCAAUAUUCCCAAUCCCAAAAAUAUACCUAAAAGAUUUCAGAAAAUGUGGAUUUCUCAUCCAGGAUUUAUGGAUGUAGUUCUUAAUAGUUGGAAUGAAGAAAUAAUUGGAGGCCCUGCUUACAUCUUUCAAGGUAAACUAAAAAGAUUAAAGAAGGUUCUUUCAGAUUGGAAUUGGAAUGAAUUUGGAAAUAUUAAUGUAAAGAUCAAGGAAGCUGAGGAAAAAGUUAAAGAAGCCAUGCUCAGGUCUGAUGAUAAUCCUUUUAAUGAUAACUGCCUUAACAACUUAGUGGAAGCACAAAAUGACCUUAACUCCAAAGAAGUCCAGCUCAGUACCAUGUUAAAGCAAAAAGCUAUAACUAAAUGGAACUGGAGGACAACAAUGGAGAAAUCAUUUCAGAACAAAAAAAGAUUGCUGAAAUCUUAG
Messenger RNA from Papaver somniferum (opium poppy), 1692 nucleotides. RefSeq lists its product as uncharacterized. Lineage: Eukaryota; Viridiplantae; Streptophyta; Magnoliopsida; Ranunculales; Papaveraceae. The transcript is spliced from 4 exons. The record is from RefSeq and is a predicted model, not a curated record. The coding region runs from base 1 to 1692 and encodes 563 amino acids.